Messenger RNA from Trichoplusia ni (cabbage looper), 2134 nucleotides. Its product is annotated as scavenger receptor class B member 1-like. Gene Ontology annotation, cellular component: cytoplasm; membrane. The transcript has 12 exons. The coding region runs from base 158 to 1828 and encodes 556 amino acids. Gene Ontology annotation, molecular function: scavenger receptor activity. The record is from RefSeq and is a predicted model, not a curated record. NCBI's taxonomy places the organism in Eukaryota, Metazoa, Arthropoda, Insecta, Lepidoptera, Noctuidae.
AAGGUUACACGCAUUUCGCAAUAGUCGGCCGCGCGGGUCGACCGCGCGCGAAUUUAAAAAAAAAUAUUAAAACGAAAUACCGAAUUUAAAUGUGCUUCGAAUUUAGAAUUGUUUUUUGUUUUUUAUCUGUGCAUGGACUUUUAUUUAUCAAGAAACAAUGUCAGUCAGUAACAUGCUCCCCGAGGACAGUGCAUCUUCAGGCUCCAGCUCUGAGGACACGGAGUCAACGCCGGUCAGCGCCACAGACUCCCUGAACAGCCUGUUCAAGAACACAGACAACAAUUGCGUAGAGAACUGUAUGGAAGAAAUGAAAUGCGAAGGGGAGAAGAAGAAGGGGGUUUGUUGUAGUCCUGUCGUCCAAUGCGUUUGGGGAGUCCUGCUCAUCCUGCUAUCAGUUGGAAGCUUCAUAUUCACACCAUUAGACUUCAUGCUAUUGGAAAAACUGAAUAUGAGACCUGGUAUGCCGCCCUACGAGUGGUGGGCGGAUCCACCCGAUGAGGUCAAACUCAGAGCCUACGUCUUCAACAUCACCAACCAUGAGAGAUUCAUGCUGGGCUUGGAUGAUAAGCUGAACGUGGAGGAAAUUGGACCUGUGGUCUAUUUAGAAAAACUUCUGCAUCAGAACGUGAAGUUUAACGAGAAUAGUACGAUGACGUACACGGCGAAGCGAUACCCUAUAUACUUGCCGGAACAGAACCACAUCGACCUGAACCAGACUAUUGUGGUGCCUAAUGUAGCUGUGCUGGGUAUUCUCUCCUACCUGCACGACGCUAAUUACUUUGUGAGGACAGUUCUCCGGUCGUUCCUCAGCAUGUACCAAUCGGAGCCGUUUGUCAAGAAGACAAUUUACGAAUAUCUCUGGAAUUAUACUGAUCCUGUGCUGGACAUGUCCAAGAGUCUGGUGCCAGGGUUGGUACCGGUGAAUAAUGCUGGCAUGUUGGAUAGGAUAUAUUCAGACUUCACCGACGAGAUGACUGUAAAGGUCGGCUCCCAGUGGGGUCACAAGGAGUUCUUCCAGAUUGACAGGUUUCAUGGAGAGCCACAGCUGCCUGGAUUUGACCCUGAGGAAUGUCCAGACCGCAUCUUCGGCUCUACGGAAGGCGUGAUGUAUGCUCAGAGGCUGACGAAGGAGGAUGUGCUUCUAUAUUGGAGAAAAACCGUCUGCAAGCUAAUGCCACUGUAUUUCGAUAGUGAGCUGACAAUGCACCACGUUCCGUUAUACCGGUAUAACCUCUCCGAGAGUGUUUUCGACCGGGUCUCCAACGGUACUGAUUGCUAUGACACCGACCCUAGUCUACAUCCUGGAUUGAGUGACGCUUCUAAAUGUUACUUUAAUUUCCCGAUGGUGGUGUCUUUCCCACAUUUCUACGUGGGGGGCGUUCCAAAAGACCACUUCGUAACUGGACUGACACCAGACAGAUUUAAACACAACUCAUUCGUUAUAUUGGAGCCUUACACCGGUACUCCCUUCGAGGCAGUGGCUCGGAUGCAGAGCAACCUGAGGAUCAACGAUCUCUCGGGCUACGACGAGAAAUUCGCCAAACUGUCGAACACCAUCAUACCCUUAUUCUGGGGUGAAUAUCAUCAAGAAGGCCUGCCGUCACAAAUAAAAUGGGCAGUUUACUUCGUCACAGUAAUUUUACCGCCAUUGUCAAUAAUAAUAUCAUCAGCCAUGUUAUUAUUAGGCCUUUAUUUAAUAGUUAAACAAAUAUACAUAAAUAACCAAGAACAGGAUAGUCUAAAAUCGAUUUUAAUAUUUAAAAGUAAAAACUUACGUAAUAGCAAAAUAUUUGCAUUCGAAAAAGAAUCGUUUAUUAAAUCUAGCUAAUUUUACGCAAUCGAUAGAUUUCGCAUGUCAUUGAGUCGAUAUUUUUUAAAUAAUGCAUUUAUAUUUUGUAAUUCGGUUUAAAUUUACAAUUUAAUUGAGAUAAUAAAUAAAUAAACAUUUUUAAUUCGUAUGCAAAGAAAAUCAAAGAUGGCGAUACUUAAAUAUGUCAAACAUUUUUUUUUAUUAAUUCUAUUCCAUUUGGACAAAAAUGAAUAAAAUAAUUAGCUGUAAUUUUUAAGAGAAUCGAUAGUCUGAUAUUAUUUUCAAUCAAACUAAAUAGCUUCAGUAUCUAACAAUUUAUUUUCA